Messenger RNA from Cheilinus undulatus (humphead wrasse), 10514 nucleotides. Its product is annotated as ubiquitin-protein ligase E3A. The transcript has 11 exons. The record is from RefSeq and is a predicted model, not a curated record. The coding region runs from base 211 to 2904 and encodes 897 amino acids. Gene Ontology annotation, biological process: ubiquitin-dependent protein catabolic process; protein polyubiquitination. NCBI's taxonomy places the organism in Eukaryota, Metazoa, Chordata, Actinopteri, Labriformes, Labridae. Gene Ontology annotation, molecular function: ubiquitin protein ligase activity.
AAUGGUGAAGUCAAGAUGGCAGUGGAACUCCGGCAGAGGAGCGAGCCCGCUGCAGGAAGGCCGUGAAGGAAGUUUGGUUUAAAAAAUCACCCAUCUCUGCUCAGUUACACUUAUAAUAUCGUGCUGUUCAAGUUAUCAUCAACCCUGGGGAGGACUUGAUACGUUCACUAACAGCAACGGAAUAAAAAACAACUGAGGAUAAAGUCUCGUAUGAAUUCCGACGAGAAGGAGGACUGUGAGUGUGCGCCACCACAGGCCGAGAGCAGCCCGGCAGGAGGAACACAAAGAGAAUACGAGGAGCCUGAAAUAGAAAACCCAGAAGCAAGCCGAAUGAAGCGAGCAGCUGCCAAACAUCUAAUAGAGCGUUACUACCACCAGUUAACGGAGGGCUGUGGGAACGAGUCAUGCUCCAACUCCUGGUGUGCCUCGUCAGUCGGCUUCAACCGCAUGGAUAACAAUGCGGCAGCUGUCAAAGCCCUGGAGCUCUACAAGGUGAACGCAAAGCUAUGUGACCCCCACCCUUCCAAGAAAGGCACCGCCUCAACGUACCUGGAGAGCAGCGGUGCUCACAGUAACUCCGCCUGCAGCAACAGGAAGAUGAACCACAAAGACAUCAACUCUGUACGGGACAAUUUUAAAGAUGUAAAUUUCCUGACAGAGGAGAAGGUGUACGAGAUUUUGGACAUCUGUGGGGAGAAAGAAGACUACUCUCCUCUGAUCAGAGUCAUUGGUCGGGUGUUCUCCAGUGCUGAGGGCCUUGUUCAGAGCUUCAGGAGGUCCAAACCUCACACCAAGGAGGAGCUCAAGUCUCUUCAGGGUAAAGAUGAGGACAAAGACGAGGAUGAGAAAGAAGCCGCCGCCUGCUCAGCCACAGCGAUGGAGGAAGACUCUCCCGCCUCCUCUUCGUCGUCACGGCUCGGCGAGGGCUCCUCCGGGGAAAACGAUGUCCAAAAGCUGGCCCCCGACGAGGUGUCGGUGGACAUCGAAGCUGUGCGGCGGGUCUAUGAGCGCCUGCUGUCCAAUGAGAAGAUAGAAGCGGCCUUCCUGAAUGCUCUGGUCUACCUCUCGCCAAAUGUAGAGUGCGACCUGACGUACCACAACGUGUAUUCACGAGACCCGAACUACCUGAACCUGUUCGUCAUAGUGAUGGAGAACAACAACCUGCACAGCCCCGAGUACCUGGAGAUCGCUCUGCCACAGUUCUGCAAGGCCAUGAGCAAACUCCCGCUGGCUGCUCAGGCUAAGCUAGCGCGCCUGUGGUCACACUACGGGGCCGAGCAGAUCCGGCGGAUGGUGGAGACGUUCCAGCAGCUCAUCACAUACAAGGUUAUCAGCAAUGAGUUCAACAGCCGCAACUUGGUCAAUGACGACGACGCUGUGGUGGCGGCCACAAAGUGCUUGAAGAUCGUCUACUAUGCAAAUGUGCUGGGCGGCGACUUGGACGUCGAGCACAACGAGGAAGAGGAUGAGGAGCCCAUUCCUGAGUCCAGUGAGCUCACGCUGCAGGAGCUGCUGGGCGAGGAGCGACGGAACAAGAAGGGUCCGCGAGUCGACCCGCUGGAGACAGAAUUAGGGAUCCGCACCAACGACUGCCGGCGGCCGCUCAUUCCCUUCGAGGAGUUUGUUAACGAGCCUCUGAACGAGGUGCUGGAGAUGGACAAGGACUACACUUUCUUUAAGGUGGAGACGGAGAACAAGUUUUCUUUUAUGACUUGCCCCUUUAUCCUCAACGCCGUCACAAAGAACCUGGGUCUGUACUACGACAACCGCAUACGCAUGUACAGCGAGCGGCGAAUCACCGUGCUCUACAGCCUGGUGCAGGGGCAGCAGCUAAAUCCCUACCUGAGGCUCAAAGUUCGGCGAGACCACAUCAUCGAUGACGCCUUGGUCCGGCUGGAGAUGAUAGCGAUGGAGAAUCCUGCAGACUUGAAGAAGCAGCUGUACGUGGAGUUUGAAGGAGAACAAGGUGUAGAUGAAGGAGGCGUUUCCAAAGAGUUCUUUCAGCUGGUUGUGGAGGAGAUCUUCAACCCAGAUAUCGGGAUGUUCACAUACGACGAACGAACAAAACUGUUCUGGUUCAACCCGUCAUCGUUUGAAAACGAGGGCCAGUACACUCUCAUCGGCAUCGUUCUCGGUCUGGCGAUCUACAACAACUGUAUCCUGGACGUCCACUUCCCCAUGGUCGUGUACAGGAAGCUCAUGGGCAAGAAAGGAACCUUCAGGGACCUGGCUGACGCUAACCCGGUUUUACACCAGAGUCUGAAUGAGCUGCUGGAGUAUGAGGGCAGCGUGGAGGAGGACAUGAUGAUCACGUUUCAGAUCUCACAGACGGACUUGUUUGGGAAUCCUCUAAUGUACGAUUUAAGGGAAAAUGGGGAUAAGAUUCCCGUCACAAACGAGAACAGAAAGGAGUUUGUGGCUCAGUAUGCUGAAUACAUGCUGAACAAAAGUGUGGAGAAACAGUUCAAAGCCUUCAGGAGAGGUUUUCACAUGGUCACUAACGAGUCGCCGCUGAAAUAUCUGUUCAGACCGGAGGAGAUUGAGCUCCUUAUCUGUGGAAGCAGGAAACUGGACUUUUUAGCACUUGAAGAAACGACAGAAUACGACGGAGGUUACAACAGAGAUUCUCGAAUUAUCAAGGAGUUUUGGGAGACGUUGCACUCGUUUGGGGAGGAGCAAAAGCGCCUCUUCCUGCAGUUCACCACUGGCACUGACAGAGCACCCGUGGGGGGGCUGGGCAAGCUGAAGAUGAUCAUUGCCAAGAACGGCCCGGACACAGACAGGUUACCAACGUCUCACACCUGCUUUAACGUGCUGCUGCUGCCCGAGUACAGCAGCAAAGAGAAGCUGAGGGAGAGACUGCUGAAAGCCAUCACCUAUGCCAAAGGGUUUGGCAUGCUCUGAGCCCCCACCCCCCCUCGCUCCGAACACACAGCAAACAGACUCCUUCUUCUCAGAAACCCCCCCGCCCUGCCCCUCCUUUAUCAGACACAAUCUAACAGGUGAAAAAGCCGAGUUUGUUUCCAGGAAAAAGUCAAUAAAGAGGAGGAAAGAGGAGAGAAGUUUCCAAUAGAGCGCUCGAGUAGUUCUUCUACUGUGCCUGCAUCAUCCCGCAUCAGUCAGUGUAAGCACAGAGAUCAAACCCUCGCAUCCACUUUAUGUGAAUGUGCCGCAGCCUCCCUGUGUUUUUUUUCUAUGUAUAGAGAGGAUCAUUUUCCUUAUUAUUUAUUUUAAGGUUAAAUGGGUUUUUUUCAUGCCUGCCUGUUGUGAUAGCUUCCCUGCUUCAGGGAAAGGGGAAGGGUUAAUAUUAAAUGUAAAUUUUGGACAAAUUGAAGAAGUCAAUAUUAUCCCGUUUAUGGAACAAAAAUGUGUAACAGUAGCCCUGAACGCAGCAGCGCUUGGAUUGGAAAGUGGAAUCUAGCGUGAGUUAUUUCAGCAGCUCGUGAAAUAGCCACAAGGGGGCAGCACCAAGCACCACUCUUCUCUCCCACCAGUGCAAACUUGCACCAGUAAUACCAGUGGUCUUGCCUUACAACACAUGAAUUUUAUUCCUGAAAGUGAUAGAUUUUUGUCUUUGCUGACAAUGAAGGUGCAGCUCAGUGAUGAUACUAAAGAAACGUAAGAGGCCCUGUUGUCUGGUUUUCACCUGUAGUGGAAGUAUGUUGGUUUGGUAUCUGUAAGACUAAAGCUAACAGUAAUUUCAUGGGGUGUAGAUGGCCUGAUGUUUGGGUCAUGUGCAGCAACCGGUCCUUUACAAAUGGAGGCAGAAGAGCCUGAAGUGGCCCUUAAAAAAAUCUUAUUUCAAAAGCAUUAAACUGUCAGUGAUACCGGUAUGUUCAUUUCAGAGCUUAUAUGAAGGAAGAAAGAAGCUAGCCUAGCCAUCGUAACCAGCCAGAAUAAUUAAUAACAGCAAGAGUGCAAUCCACCUUUAAAUCAUAGAAGUGUCUGGCUCGUUGAAACACUUUGAAUAGCUAAUCUGUUGCUACCAGUGCCCAUUUUUUUUUGCAGGCAUAGACUCUGGGCUGCAUGUAUUGACCUAAAAUAGGGUGUUUGCAGAUGAUGUCAUGUUAAAAUGAAGAAGAAUGUGGUUUCUGCAUAGAGAAGCCCUAUCAAAAUGCUAAUGUUUGUGCUGAUUACAGCUGUUAAGAUUCAGGGAAAAAAAAUCUUGGGCUACUUUCAAGUCCUGAAGAGUCCCAGAGUAAGGCAAAUAUAUAUAUAUUUUUUUUUUAAGAUUUAUUUUUAGGCUUUUUGUGCCUUUAUUCGACAGAGGAGGACAGUGGAACGAGUCGGAAACGGGACCAGAGUGGGGAGAGACAUGCGGCGAAGGGCCACAGGCCGGAUACGAACCUGAGCCGCCCGCGUACAUGGGUCGCGCCUUAGACCGCGAGGCCAUCUUCGUGCCUGAAGGCAUAUAGUUUAAAAGCUCCUGUGAGACAUGGAUUGGCUGAGUCAGACAAUGUUCACAUGUGAUCCGUCUCCACCAAGCAGUCCGGGUUGGUUAACUCUCCUCUUGUGGUUGUUAUGAUGGGAAAUCCAUGCCUCUAUAGAGAUCUGGAUCAUUGGCUCAGCUCAGUAGUAAGAACUAGUCUUUUGGCUCCCAAAUGGAUCUUCAUUAGAUCCCAGUCCAGGUUUUUAAAUGUGGAUUAAAUAACGCCAAAAAGGGAAGAAAGGAAACUUGCACUCAAAGGGAGACGACAAGUUCAUGAACAACACAUCACUACUCGGCUGCUUAUCAUAAGCAUUUCCUUUUAAAGCAUGUUUAUGACAAAAAAGGGGAAAAAGUGGUUAAAGAGGCUCAGCUAGCCUUUUAGCUCAGCACUAGACUCUAGUCUCCUUUUCUCUGUUUAGGUCUGCAGGACCAAGUCAUUAGUGAUAUUGAUCACCUUGACGCCAUACAUUAACCUGUGGUAAAAAUCCUUUCCUUGCAAAGUGUACAGUAUACCAGUGGAUGUCAAGAAUGGGAGAGCUACGCUCUCCCAUUCUUGAUUGCAGUGGAUAGGCUAACCUUGUUUGCUUGUAAAAGCUUUACUUUGAGCUUACUGGUAUUAUCGACAACAAUAUUAUAAUAAAAUUACUUUGAACCAUCAUCAUACAAUCACAAAUAAUCACAGUUUCAAUAGGUGGGUAAACUGGACAACUUGAGUGUAUGUGUAGAAACACGUGUUGAACAUGUGUUUUCAAUAAAGACCAAAUGUAAAUUUACAGCAGUAUAAUGUGUACGCUACAAAGCAGGGCCACUGGUAUUAACAUUUGUAUCAUAGUGGUGGAAAAUAUUGCUGAUGUGACAGACGUGUGGUACAUUCAGCCACGGCAUAAGCUACUAACGUGGUGGCAUAUGCCGCUGAAUUAUGGCAAAUGUCGCUGCUUCUUACCAGAUGCCACUUUCCAAUCUUGGCGUCACUCGCUUGUUCAUAGACUAUUCACAGAAAAAAACCUAGUCUUAGAGCAGUCGGUUUAUUCCCUACUGAAGAAAGAGCUCAUUCCACUCUCAGACAUCGCUUAAUGUUCCCUCUGAGUCAUUUCUAGCAUCCAGAAAUAACUGUCAUUUGGUUCUUUAUCAGAUAGCAUUUAUGAAACUGUCAGGCCUUUUUUCCUUUUGGGAGGGGACACACAUACACCACAGGUUAGACUCAAAUCUUGUCAGAGCUGUGUAAGUGCACUUAGACAUUUUCAGAAUGUUUGUUUUUUGGCCGCAGGUUGCCAUGAUUGUUUGAAACCUUUUAUUUCCAUGUCUUCCUGUGUUGACGAUUCUAUAAAAUAAAAAACGGUAUUUAUAUAAUCAGUGCAGUUGGAACUGCGAUGCCGUGUUGUGCACGUUUUCGGAGGAUGUACACUCGUAGACCAGUCACUGCUGAUGUUCUCAGAUUCAGACGUAGAGCUCUUCUUGUGCCAACGAUUAGUCAGUCGAUCGGUGAAAUCCCCAGUUAGCACUUUGUGUUGUCUCCAGUCUUUGAUGUAAGCAUCAAGAAGGUAGAAAGAAAGUUUCCACGGACUUAAUUUCAUUUUAACUGACAAAAAUUUGUGACCUGACUGUUGUUACACCCAUCAUUUUUGGGUAUUUUUUAGAUGAGGGCAAUAUUUUACAUAUUUUAGGGUCUAAAUGCCUAAGAAGGAGCUGCAAACCUUAACUUCAAGUACAUCUGCUUGAAGCUGCUUUUCACUCAGUACGUUUACAUGCACAGUUAGGUUAAACUAUGGUUGAUUAGGUUUAUCAACUGGACUCCUUCCUUUUCCUUGCACACAGGUGGUUAACAGAAGUUUGGCCACCUGGGCUAUAGGAGCUAGCUCUUUUCAGCAUACUACUAUUAGAGUUACCUCUGGUUGAACAUGCUAAGUAGUUAGCAAGCAGCUAACCAGUUGUGUGGCAAACAUCGAAAAUAAGUUUACAGAUCUGUACAUUUUAUGUUUGCUUUACAAUUUACUUUUGGUACAACUACGAUGCACAUAGUCCUUCCUGAAGGCAGACAACAAUGUGAUUUCUUUAGACAUUUACAAUGUUUGACAUCCUGGUUACAGCCCAGAAGGAUUUGUCCAGUUUGGGUCUGAUUGAUCUGUAAAAAUGCAGAGUAAAUCAACCACAUUAUCCAGGUGUCUUGGUCCGUUUUUAGGGAAUGGGAUUUAGUGUGAUUUGAGAUGGACCAACAUGCUUACGUCUACAGUAUUUUGAAAGUCUAGUUUUAGUCGCACUUGUACAAAAUUUGAUUUUUUUCCAACUGCAUGUAAACAUACUGAUCAAUGGGCUCAGGUUAUUUUCCUAAUUGUCUGACGGCGUAACAGAUAGGAUCCCUUCAGUGAUCAACAAACAGUUGUUACACUGAACCCUUCAAGACUCCACUGAUAAAAAAAGUAAUUUUAUUUGUCAAGGAAAAGAUGUUGCUGGUCCUCAGCUGUCUUCAUAUAUAAAGGAAAAUUUUUUUGGCAUAUUUGUGUCUUCCUAAACUUGGGAUCUCCGGCAGGCACUGGGGCAGUUUGCAGUUGAGUGCAAAGGGGUUUGGGAUGACAGCAUCUCAAAGGUCAUGGUUGGUCUGCCAGAAAACAGUCCUUUUUGGCAGGGAGUAAGUUUUUGCCUCAAGUUGAGGAGUUCUCAGUCUUGUUCACAACUGAGGGUAGGAUGGAUCAGAGAUCGACAGGAAUUGGUUUAGGCGCUGUAACGGACCGUUGGGGUGAAGUGGGGGCCGAGCCAAUAUGCAACGCUUCAGAGUUGCAGGAGUACCAACAAUUGUCAACGGUCAUAAGCUUUGGGUAGUGACCAAAAGACUGAGAUUGUGGAUACAAUCAGAUGAAAUGAGGCUUCUCUGGAGACUGUCUGGGCUCAGCCUUAGAGCUCAGAGUCGAACAACUGCUCCUUUGCAUUAAAAGGAGCCAGUUAAGGUAAUUCAGGUAUCUGAUCUGGAUGCCCUCUAGUUGCCCCCCUGUGGAGACCCAGAACUCGCUGGAGGGAUUAUAUAUCCCAUUUGGCCUGGAAACACAUUGGAAAUCCCCAGCUUGAAAACGUUGCUGGAAAGAAGGAUGUCAGAGUUUACUUGCUUGUUUGUCACCAUGACCCGGCCCUGGAUGUCAGGUGGAUAUUUGUGCAAAAAUAUGGCUAUUGAAUGCUAUCUCAUUUUUUUCAGCUGGUUGAGGUAGAGUUGCACCAGCAACUCCCAUGUUUUACAGUUUAAAAUUAAUGUUGUUCCCAGAUGAUUCUUGUCAUAUUCAGGUCCCUCUUUUACACCAACAAAUGGGCAAAGAUAGACUGGUUUUGGCAACAGACUCCUUUGACAAUAUCAGUUUUGGCUUGCAACUCAUGGGAGUUUAUGAUCUACUUCUUUCUUUACUGUCAGUGUACAGUAGCACUUUAUCAGUGGAGUGUGCUUGUUGGAAAAGGGGGAUGUAACGGCAAAAAGACCAUGCUUAUCCUAAGAAAUAUCCUGGGAACUUUCUGAUGUGCUGUCAGACACUUAACUUGAGCCUGUUGGUGACAAAAUGUAUAUGUGAAGCAUUUGCAUAGCCUGUUUCAGAGCUGCAGGUUGAUGUAACCUUCUUAAGCAAUGUUGGUCAAACCUUUUAGGCAUUCAGACCCUGAAAUUUUUAACUGUAGGCCUUGCGUUAAAAAUAACUUAAUAUGCUAUUAAUAUAUGUGAAAAGGAACAGGUCUGUGUCCCUCUACUUCAAUUCUAAGGAAAGAUAAUCAUGUCCUGGACCUGCAUACUCAUAAUUAAUCAAUAUUCUUUGGGAGAUGGCACUUCACUGUGAUCAGACUUGUAUUUCAAUCGAUCACAUUCAAGAAAAUUCAACGGGUGUAACCACUGUCUACAGAAAAGUCUAACUUGGGUGAUAAAUAGCACUUUUUCUGUUCAAAAGCAUAGGUUUUGAAUCUUAACGUCACCACAGAAAUGGCAGAUGUUUUCUAUUUUUGAUUGCUUCUGUUCAGUAGAAUCGACUGUACUUGUAAAGGACAGGUGUGAAAUCCGCAUGAAGUUCUUGCACACAGAAUUAAUUCACUAGUUUAACAGAUUUUUUUUUUUUAAACAACCUGGGUCUUUCUUUCAAGUUUUGGCCAUGAUUUUCCUACUUUUACACAGUCAACAGAGCACAUUAGGGCAAGCAGCAGAAAUCAUCAAACAUCCUGAAUGGUCCUAAACCAAGCUGCAGUUUUCCCUGUUAUUUAAACCACUUAUUCAAAUAAUUCGGGAUGAAACCGACAAGCAUGAAAUGCUCAUUUUUGAAGCUCAUUGCCUUCCUUUUUAUGCUGAUGAUUCGCUGUUUUAAGCCACUGUAAUCUGGACCACCCUUAAAAUCCAUUGGCUUUUGGAUAUUUUUGCACAAGAUAGAAGUAAAAAAAAAACAAACAAACUAUUGAAACUUGACUGUUUUGUAAACCAAAAACAUGCCCUCAGCAUUGCUUUGAAUCCAAGUGCAGUUUCAGGAUUGUAUGCCAACAUCACUUCCUUAAUACACGGACAUUUAACUGCUGACAAAGGCUAAUACUGUCUUUGUUUUUGCUAAAACAAGGGGUCAUCGCCCCAAAACAAAGCUUAGCUACAGACCCCCAUAUUUUAGGAUGCUUUGGUUCAGCUUUUGGUUCAGCAAGCUUCCAGAACCUUCCAGAACCAAAACCUUGAAGGAAUGUAUAAAUGCUGGUUUACACAGUUCAAGCAUGUUUCAAUGGUCUGCUCAAAGAGUUUCCAAUCUGGAAAUGAAUGGAAGCUAACACUUGCUAGCCUACUAACCUUGAGUUUUACCUUGAAUAAGUGGUUUAGGUAAUUAGGAGAUUCCAAGGACAACAUAUCUAAUUCACUGUUUUCUUAUCAAAUGGACAAUUGUGUCUUCAUAGUCGUGAAAUAGGUAUUUUGGGGCUUUCUACCACAUCUUACAAUCCUGAUCUGUUAUUGGGCUAAUUCAGAUGAUAUCAGAUAUAUGGGACUUGAAUUUUGGAAAUCAAAUUGGUCACACAUCUCUGCAUCAAGUUAAGUCUUUACCAUUGAAUUUGGGAAAAUCUUUGAUGUUUAAAGUCAAGGACCAAAGGAAUCGGCAUGAGAAAUGGAAAACCGUUCGGAACGACCAGAUCAGACCACUAGGUUUGGACUAGGAUCUGACUCCAGAGACCAUCUUUAAACUGAGAUAAUACCUUCCAUGGGUUGUAAAUAAGAAGUGAACAUAGCAUCCGUAAAGUCACCCACUGGCCUUGAAGCUUUGAAUUUGUUUUUGAAUAGAACUCUGGUCCUUCUGCUUCUGUUUGCAUUUUCAGACCUUGAGACCAUGCCCAUUCCCUUUACCACCUUUGGUUAAGUGUAGCAUUUUACAUGCUGCAGAAUCAAAUCAGAGAUGUGGUAUUAAGCUUCAGGAAACUAGUUCAAGGUUUUUCAAGAUCCAGAUUAUUGGAAUAACAUACUUGCUUACCUAGGACCGUCAGACCCAGACUAUGUCUUCUUAGGGGAGUUUCAGUUGGUGGUACAUAGAAAGACGACUAUCUGCUUGGCCUUUGGUGCCCACAAAAUGCCACUAAAUCACCACGGUGCUCAGACCACGGUUACUCAACAACCCUGAGCCAUUUUUUUUUUUUCAGUUUGAUUAUUUACUCUUUCUCAUCUUCAUGGUUCUGCCAGACCUGGGCAAAAUAAUGUUGGAGAGCACAUUUUGCUGCUUGUUUUAGCCUCCAUUGGAGUCUUUGUGGACAGUGAAAAGAGUGCCUGGAAAUUUGGACUACCCAAGGACUGUUGGAACUCGGUGUAGGUUAAAACAAAAGUCAGAAGGGAUGACUUACAACUGUCAUUGAACCUAGGUCUGGUUUCAGCUGUUUCUCUGUACCUCUGUUUUGUAAUGCUGAAGAUGCUGCUGCUCACCUGGACAUGUGAACGGGCUCUGAGGCCCAGCGAAGGUAAACAGUAAACAACCUGAUUUUGGAAAGGGAAGCAGUUUUCAUCAAUUUGUUUGACUCUGCGGUUACAUUCUAAAAAGAUACAAACUGAUGAAAGGCUAAAGUACUCAGUGUUGUGAAAACAUGCUAAAUAAAGAUGACUGCUUUUUUCCAA